CAGGGCUGGUUCUGCGCAAGCUCACGGGAAGCGCUCGCUAACUCGGCUUCCGGAGAGGGUUUUCUCUGGCAGUCGGUGGCGUGGGGACCCGCAAACUCUGGAGCCCGGCCGUAGCCGCGCGCGGGGUCUGUGCGCCCUUAGCGCGCAGUGGACUUGGAGGAGGCCUGUGAGCGUCCGCUUCUCCCUCCUGCUAUUUCCUGCUGACUUUCUGUAAUCUUGGGUUCUGGGAACGUGAGUUACUGGGACUGUGAAGUUUUGGUUACCGUGGCAACCGCCACGACGGUUGAUUUCACAUUCAGGUGUUACUUCAAGCUUUUGCGCCGAACGGCUGAAUUUGAUUUUUGAAAGCUUAAUCUGGAUGGAAGGCAGAGCAACAGAAUUUGAGGCAGCUCUUGGGAGAUGGCCCAGCAGGUCGUAGCGAUUACCGUUAAGCCAGUUGCCUGAGGAUUAACAUGUACUGAUGCUAACUGAUACUCUCGAUUUGGAAUAAAUAUGAGCGAAUUCCGUGACGAAUUGACAAGGCUUGCGGCGGCAGAGCAUGACAAGAGAGAAGCUUCUGUGUUAUCUAAUCCUGGAAUGCAUUUCCCAUGGCUUCAGGAGCGCUUAGAAACUGUCGUGACCGGAGGGAAGAAGAAGAGGGAUUUUACUCAGACAACAAGUGCUUGUUUACGCUUCAUCCAAGAAGCCCUGCUGAAGCACCAGUGGCAGCAAGCUGCAGACUAUAUGCACAGCUACUUACAGACCCUGGAAGACUCGAACACCUUCAAGAGACAGGCCGCCCCCGAGAUCAUUUGGAAGCUUGGAAGUGAAAUUCUAUUUUAUCAUCCUAAAAGCAAUGUGGAGACUUUUAAUAACUUUGCUGACCGGAUGAAAAAUAUUGGCGUCUUGAACUAUUUAAAGAUCUCCCUACAACACGCGUUGUAUCUUUUACAUCAUGGAAUGCUGGAGGAUGCAAACAGAAACCUCACUGAUGCAGAAGCAUGGCGGUACGGUGAAAAGUCGUCCUCUCAGGAAGUGCUGAUCAACCUUGUUCAGGCCUACAAAGGGCUUUUACAGUACUACACGUGGUCCAGGAAGAAGAUGGAGCUGUCAGAGCUGGAUGAGAAUGAUUAUGCUUACACUGCAAAAACUCAACACAUGCUCAGCCAGAGUAGCAAGACGUCUGCAAGUAUUUCUGCGCUGCUCAAAACUCCCGGGGUUUGGGACCCUUUUGUGAAGAGUUACGUGGAGAUGCUAGAAUUCUAUGGUGACCAAGAUGGAGCCCGAGAAAUACUCACCAAUUAUGCGUAUGAUGAAAAGUUCCCCUCAAACCCCAAUGCCCACAUCUACUUAUAUGAAUUUCUGAAGAGAGAGAAGGCACCAAGAGCGAAACUGAUAAGUGUUCUUAAGAUUUUACAUGGGAUUGUGCCAUCCCAUCCACUGAUGUUAGAAUUCCAUACAAUGCUUAGGAAAUCAGAGACAGAAGAACACCGGAAGCUGGGCUUGGGCGUAUUAUUUGAAUUCCUUGAUUUUGCUGGAUGCACCAAGAACAUAACUGCCUGGAAAUACUUGGCAACGUAUCUGAAGCAGACAUUAAUGAACACUGAGAACUCCCACACCACUUCAUUCUUGGACCAGGUUCCAACAGUGUUUCGGCAAUCCUCCGACAAUCCUGAAGACAGAAGAAGGCUGAAACUAGGUGGAUUUUACAGAGAAGUCUUAAGACUUUUAUUUAUUUACUUAUUUAUUUUCUUAAAAAGCUCUGGUAGCAGAGAAGUCAAAGGUGAAGGCACCAGCAGAUUUGUUCUGGUGAAGCUGGGGUGUAGUCGGCGUAAUAACCAGGCUAGCUUAAUAUGAAACAGCAAAUUUUAAUAAAAAAAAUAGCUUACAACACCAGGGAUCCAGCGAUGAGCAGGAGAUACAAAAAAAGAGAGCAGCGGGGCUCACGCUCCCCAGAUUUAUAUGUAAACAUUAGCCCGAGGUGACACGCCCUCUAAGGGGCUGAACUAUCCCUACAUCUCCCCCUUUUGUCUAAAUAAGACAGAACUAAACCAAAUACAACUAUAUACAAUAAUAACAAAUAAUAAUAUAACAAACAAUAUUGAGAACAAAAGUUUUGCUAAACAUUCUAUCUCAAGGAGUCUAAAUAAGGUAGAGAGUAACUACAAUUAUAUAAUCUUCAACUCCAUCAAAGAUCUGAGAAGGGAAUUAAUAUUACUUAACAAAUGAGAGAUAUCCAAAAUGUGUAACAAUUGACAGAGACAACAGACUACCUGGGCAAUCACCCUAAGUCUCGUUUGCAAUGUUGAGUCAACCAACUUUGGCUAAGGCCUAACAUAACUGACAUACCAUUAUUAAAGGCAAGGACCUUUCUUAGAACUAUCCUACCCUGUCUUGGCAGGAUAAGACAAUCCUGUUUUAUCUACUUACGGAUAUUCUGUAUCUUUGUCAGUAGUUGAGGUAUGGGCUUUUCUUAACCCAAAGGCCAGUUCUGCCAAGAAGACAAGCUCCCAGUGGAGUGUCUUUGGUGCUCAACGUUCUCUUGGGGAGUAGAGUGGUGUUGUCAGGAGUAAUUGUGUCUCGUUGGCACAGAAUUCUAGGUUAGAUUAAAGGCCAUUUCUACAGCUCUUCGAAGAGGCUGAAGAUUAUACUAUCUAUAUUAAGUAUAAUCUCUAUGUAUCUAAAAGACCUAAUUAAUUCUCAAUACCUAUCUAACUUGAAGACUAAGUGAUUAAACAACUGUGCAAUAUAUGAAGACAAUGAUCUUCAACUGUAAACAAUAUCAUUACAUAUCAAAUGUAAACAAUGUUCUAUAAAUAGUAUCAGAGGUAGAAAAUGUACAUUGUAAUAUGGUAGAUGUAUCAAUACAAUAUAGACAAAGUUAUAAGCAUAUUCUUAUACAAAAAUAGAGGUAGGAACAGCAUGACUGGGCUCAAGUGAGCGUAGCCUGGCUAGCUCAGUCGGUAGAGCAUGAGACUCUUAAUCUCAGGGUCAUCGGUUCGAGCCCCACGUUGGGCGCCAAAAUGUAGUCGGCGUAAUAACCAGGCUAGCUUAAUAUGAAACAGGAAAUUUUAAUAAAAAAUAUAGCUUACAACACCAGGGAUCCAGCGAUGAGCAGGAGAUACAAGAAAAGAGAAUGGCGGGCUCACGCUCACCAGAUUUAUAUGUAAACAUUAGCCCGAGGCGAACACACCCUCUAAGGGGCUGGACUAUCCCUACACCGGGGCCCUCUUGCUGUUGCCUCAUGUGGCAAAAGACCUGAGUCAGCUGCUGUCUGGACUCUUAAGCACUGGUCCAGUUUGUUGGCACACUCACCAUCGGUCGCUUCACAUAUCCGAAGUAUUGUUUAAUCCCUACUAGGCCAUAGGGUUUCUGAAGGCCAAGAGACAUAUUCUUCACAUGUUGGAUCCAGCAGCUCCACCACAGGGGCCGCCACGGGUGUUAAUACACGUUUACUCGAGUUGCUGGUGGACACUUAGUUUGCUUGGUUCAUCAUCAAGGUCAUGUUUGUAUGUUUUUGUAGUGAUAGCAUCUGAAUUGGCAUAGUAAUUUUGGUAACAUCUAAUUUUAUCUAAGAUUGUACCGUUCCUUUUAGGUGAUUAUGAUAGUAACUGUUGACGUGUGAUGCGCUCUGUGCAAGGUGCUUUAUGGGGAUCUGUGUGCUCUUGGACUAGAAAAUAGCCAUUUCCACCAUCAAAGGGAUUGAGGCUCAGAGAGGUGGGCAGCCUGCUCAGGAUCAUACAGUUGGAGAUGGGGAGCUGAGAUUUCAGUCCAGGAUUUUAUCUCAGUGUCCUGCUCGACCACUCUGCUGUAAGGCGUCGGCUGUGAAGUGGAAAUGGGAUGUGCAGACCAAAAAGAAUGAACAUGGGCCUACCUCCCUGCCUCUGUCCUGACCAUGCUCAGACCAAAAAGAAUGAAAGAACAUGGGCCUGCCUUCCUGCUUCUGUCCUGACCAUGUGCAGACCAAAAAGAAUGAACAUGGGCCUGCCUUCCUGCUUCUGUCCUGACCAUGUGCAGACCAAAAAGAAUGAAAGAACAUGGGCCUGCCUCCCUGCUUCUGUCCUGACCAUGUGCAGACCAAAAAGAAUGAACAUGGGCCUGCCUUCCUGCUUCUGUCCUGACCAUGCUCAGACCAAAAAGAAUGAAUGAUGGAGGAAGGUCAUUGGCUAAUAAAGAAACUGCCUAGGCCCAUUUGAUAGGCCAACCCUUAGGUGGGUGGAGUAAACAGAACAGAAUGCUGGGAGAAAGAAGCCGAGUGAGGAGUUGCCAUGAUUCUCCCACUCCAGACAGACGCAGGUUAAGAUCUUCCCUGGUAAGCCACCUUGUGGGCUACACAGAUUAUUAAAAAUGGGUUAGAUCAAUAUGUAAGAGCUAGCCAAUAAGAGGCUGGAACUAAUGGGCCAGGCAGUGUUUAAAAGAAUACAGUUUUCGUGUAAUUAUUUCGGGUAUAAAGCUAGCUGGGUGGCAGGAAGCAGCCUGCUGCUCCUAUUACAACAAAUGAACAUGGUCCUGCCUUUCUGCUUCUGUCUUGACCAUGCUCAGAAGUCAGCCCGUUCUCCCGUGUUGUUGUAAGAGAUGCGCACAGUCAGCUCCGAUGACAGCGUUCCCCUUCACUGUUUUCUUUUCUCA
Messenger RNA from Alexandromys fortis (reed vole), 4608 nucleotides. It is a transcript of the gene Taf1a, whose product is annotated as TATA-box binding protein associated factor, RNA polymerase I subunit A. Gene Ontology annotation, biological process: transcription by RNA polymerase I. The transcript has 10 exons. The coding region runs from base 493 to 1836 and encodes 447 amino acids. Gene Ontology annotation, cellular component: RNA polymerase I transcription regulator complex. Lineage: Eukaryota; Metazoa; Chordata; Mammalia; Rodentia; Cricetidae. The record is from RefSeq and is a predicted model, not a curated record.